GGUCGUCCGCUUUACAGGCCUUGUUACGGCCCUGUGGCGCCCAGGUGACGCUACAGCCGUGUAACUGCGCUGCAGAACCAGCGCUGCGGGCUGGAGGCUGGAAACCGCAUCUCUAGGCGCCGCGCUGCGCCACAGAGAACCGUCCGCGUCCUCAGCCUCGUCGGCGCGGCCGUCGGCGCGGCACGCCGUCGGCGCGCCCCACGCCUAUAACGAUGGCCAAGCGCGGCACCCUGGACGACAACACGGUCUGGAAGGUCGAAGAAAUAAAAAAAAUCCCGAAUUCCGACGAGGCGCGCAAGUUGUUGCUCCGCGUCAAGGAGCACGCCGACAACGUGCUCAAGGCGCGCGGCUGGAAGGUCAAGCGGCUGAUCGAGAUCUGCUGCUGCGAGCGCAAGAACAUGGGCACGAACCUGGGCGUCGGCGGCUGGUGCCGCGGCGACGGGCCCGGCGCCGCGCACACGAUCGCGCUGCGCCUGCGCCGCCCGCGGUCGCACGACUUCGUGAGCUUCGAGCACUGUUUGAAAGUUAUGUGGCACGAGAUGGCGCACAUCGUGCACGGCAACCACUCGGCGGCCUUCUACCAGGAGAUGGACGACAUCGCGCGCCACUACGAGCUCAUCAAGAGCAAGGGCCAGCUCGUCGGGCUCGACGGCUUCCCGAUCGGCGGCGGCCGCAACGCGGACCCGCAGCGGCACAACCCGUCGCGCGCGGAGGGGCGCGCCGCGGGGCUCAAGGCCGCCGAGGCCCGGGCGAAGAAGCAGCGCGUCAUGGGCGGCGGGCGCCUCGGCGGCGGCGCCGCGCACCGGAAGCUGUCGCCCCGGGAGGCCGCGGCCCGCGCGGCGGAGCGGCGCGCCCAGGACGCGCGGAACGGCCUCGGCGACGCGGAGUUGGAGGUCGCAGCGGGCCGCGGCGAGAAGCGCAAGUCCGGGCCGGGCCUCGUCUGGGACGGGACCUUCCGCGCGGUCUGCCCCGUGUGCGGGCCGGUCUGCACGGACAAGGUGGAGCACGCGGAGGUCAUCUCCGACUCGGACGACGACGACCUCGCGGGGCCGGUGGACUACAGCCAGGAGAGCCAGGAGGACGAAAAGCCGCCGGCUCCGGCGAAGCCGGCGGCGCGGCCGAGGCCGGCGCCGACCGCACAAGCUCGGCGGCCGCCGCCUCCGCCCGCGGACCGGCGACCGGCCAAGCGCAAGGCGCCGCCGUCGCCCAUCGACCUCACCGCGGAGGACUCGGACGGCGGGAGCGGGCCUCCGGCGGUGGCUUGGACGUGCGCGCGCUGCACCCUUGUCAACUCCGGCGGCGACGUCUGCAACGCGUGCGCGGCGCCGCGGAACGCGGGAGCGCAAGAGGAGGCCGACGCCGCGCUCGCGAGACGGCUCCAGGAGGGCCAGGCGCCGCGGCCAGCGCCGGACUCGCGGCCGGAGCCUGCGCCGUUCGACCCGUGCAAGCCGUCGCUGAACGGUUCAAGCAUGGCUCGCCCGGCAAAGAAGUGA
This is a messenger RNA of Pelagomonas calceolata, 1493 nucleotides long. The record is from the annotation of a GenBank genome assembly. NCBI's taxonomy places the organism in Eukaryota, Pelagophyceae, Pelagomonadales, Pelagomonadaceae.